AGUUGGUGGAGACAGCUGUGAGGUGAGAAUCUGCACGAGACGGUGGUGAAAGUUAAAAACAGUUACUUGCAAUGCGAAUCAGAAGUAAGAGCUGAGCACAAACUUAUGCAGUGGAUAUGGAGCUAUGGUCUUUAACUGCGUGGCAGAGACAGUGAGGGAGCCUGGAGAUGAAUGUGGAAAAAAAAAAAAGAAAAAAAAGAAAGAAAGAAAAGAAAAAACUAGUGCUGUAAGGUGUAUUUUUUUCCACUGAUGGACAAGAACUCAGGAAGAAACUGGUAGACGACUUUAAUGACAACCAGAUGUGCUGAAGGAAAAUUAGAUUUUGUUUUUGAAAGAGUGCCUGUUUUAAGCCUUUUUUGGAAAACUGUUAUAGGACCUUCUCCAGUCCUUGAAACUGAGCCUGCAGUAAACUGCGUCAAGUGUUAUGUAAAGGCUGCACUGUAAAAAAUGUCUGUAAUUUUAACGGAUGAAGAAGAUUGCUCUGCUGUUUGGUUUAUGGAGUCUUCUCUAUAUCUCACAUGCUCAGUUGACAGAAAAUACAGAGGCUGAAGGUGAGGAAGAGGUGGUUGAUCUUUUUACCACGCCACGCACCAAGCUGGCUGCUGCAACCUCUGAUUUUGGCUACAACCUGUUCCGUCAGCUGGCUGCACGUGACCCAAAGGCCAGCGUCUUCCUGUCACCCAUGAGUAUAUCAGCAGCUUUCACACAGCUCUCAAUGGGGGCAUCUGAACAAGCUGAGAAGCAGAUUUACAGGGCCCUGCGCUACCACACCCUGCAAGACAGUCAGCUCCAUGACACUUUGAGAGACCUUCUCGCCUCACUCAGGGCAUCUGCCAAGGGCUUCAACUCUGCAGAACGCAUCCUUUUGGCUAGGAAGCUCCGUCUUAAACUGGAAUACCUCAACAAUGUAGAGAAGCAAUAUGGGAUACGGCCUCAAACUCUUGUGGGUGGAGCCCGGGACCUCAAAACUGUUAAUGAUUGGUUUAAACAACAGACUGGCAGAAAAGUAGAAGAAGUCCUUCCUGCCCCUCUCCCUCGUAACACAGCUGUUCUGCCUGUGGGAGCAGCCUUUUUCAAGGGUAAAUGGAUAACUAGGUUCAGCAAGUCUAACAAAAUGGAGAACUUCCAAAUAGAUGGAGAAGCACCAGUUCUGAUACCCAUGAUGGAGCAAGAAAAUUACCCAGUGAAGAUGGGCGUUGACUCUGACCUUGGCUGCACAGUAGCACAGGUUCCUAUGGAGGAUGGAGUAAGCAUGUAUUUCUUCUUGCCAGAUGAGGUGACUCAGAAUCUGACUUUAAUAGAGGAGGCUCUAUCAGCUGAAUUUGUCCAGGACCUUUCCAAUACCCUCCACACAGUGCAGGUGCUGCUCACCCUGCCUGUUAUCAAACUCAGCUACAGCACAGAUCUGCUGUCCUCCCUCUCUGACCUGGGUCUCUCUGAAUGGUUGGCAGAAACAGACCUUAUCAAAAUUACCAGUCAGCCUGUCAAGUUAAAUGCUGUCCAUCAUAAGGUUGUCAUGGAGACAGCUCCAGAGGGUACACAGUAUGCCAGCACUACCCCUAAUGCUAAAGGCCAAUCACUGGAUCUAGCUUACCGUGUGGACAGGCCAUUCAUCUUUCUAGUCAGAGAUGAGCCAUCAGGGGCACUUCUCUUCAUUGGAAAAGUGCUCAGGCCCCGUGACCUGAAAAGGGAAACAGACGUCUCCUCGUGAACUCUUUCACAACAGGAUGAAAGAGGGAAACCGUCUGGAAAAUCUAGUUAAACAAAGCAGUGUUCCAAAAAUGAAAAGAAGCCACACAGGCUGCUUAUCUAACUUUUUUUGAAUGCAAAAAUAUAUCUUUUAAAAUGAAAAUAAACUGAACUGAAAUCAUUUCUAUAGUGUCUUUAAAGUUUAUACUGUAAGUGUGCCUUGCAAAUAGGAUAUCAGUGUCUAUUGUAAUGGAUUUAACACUGAAAGUACGUAAAACAUGACCAAAACUUGAUCAUCCAGUCAUCAGACAUACAAAGGGUUGCAAAACAGUAUAAGUAACAAAAAAUGGUGUUUGGUUGUCUGCUGUUUAAGAAAAAACAGCUCUGCCUUAACUCCCUCUUGGCAUAAGUCCAAUAAAUAGCUUGAGAUAAAACAGUACCUCUGAAAUGGCAAUAUGACAACAAUAAUAAAAAAUACUUUUGGCUCUAAUCACUGACUGCAAGGAGUGUGAGAGUCUGUGUGAGAGUGUUGUGUAAGUUUGGCUAUAAUUUUUUUAUUUUUUAUAAAUGAACAUUGGCCUUUUGAGAUUUAACAGAAGAAAAGAGAUUCUCACAGAAAACGUGGCUGAAAAGUGAGUGUGUUGCUUUCCCUUUCUGUCUGAGCAAAAAAAGUGGACUUCAUCACUGCAUUUCACUAUUCUCUUUAAUCUGUCUGCACUUCCCCAAAAUUGUUGUAUUACGUUGUUUUACUGGAAAAAGGUAGCAGACAUAAUGAUUUAGUCCUUCUGUUUAAAGCAGAAAGCUGUCAUGGACGGUCUUCCCCUCCACCCAACUGCAUGGCCUCAUCCUCAUGCAAGAUGACAGCAAGACCCACAAUAUGAAUGAAAAAGAAAGUUUAGUAUAAGCUUAUGUUAAAAUUAUUUGUGUACAUUUAUUUAAGCGGAUAGUUCACCCAAAAAUACAAAUUCUGUCAUUAUUUACCCCCUCUCAUGCUGUUCCAAACCCAUAUGACUUCCUUUCCACAGCUAAACACAAAAGGAUAUAUUUUAAAGAAUAUUGCGAUUGCUGAUUUCCAUUCAGUAGCAAUAAAUAGUGACUCACUUUAAAACUUAAAAAGCACCCGAAAGUGUUAUAAAAGAUAGUCCGUGCAAAGUUUUUCUAAGGUGUAACAGGAUAGGCUGUCACCUCCCCUUUUUUAGCAUUUGGCUACUGACGUCAUUCAUUGAUGGCCUAUCAGCAUCGCGGCCGGUCUAUUUAGGGCUGUUGUUUGCUAACUUAUCAACAGGUCGCUGUCAACCCCUGUUAUUUUGGUCAGUGUAUGUUUACUCGUUAUACCAAAUGAGUUGGCUGUUCAUCUCCAGGUAUUUUCAAUCUAAUGUUAAAUGUUGUUCGCUUCUCUGCGGCAUUGGAGCUAUCUUCCUUCUCUUACGCUUUAGCAACUGUAUUUAUUGCAUAGCGGCUGUUGGUUGCUGUUGCGUGCUCAGACUAGUCACUUUUUCCUGAUAUGUAGUCUUUUUUAGCAUUUUUAGUUAUUGCAUUUUGUUUUAGGUGGGCUGGUUGAAAUGCUGAAGCAUUACCUCUGUGGCUAGUAUUGCCCCUUGGAGAAUAUUUCUGUUCUGUUCAUUUUGUUUAUGCUUUGUUUCUGUGUUAGUACUAUGACUUUAUUCUCAAAAUCAAUGCUGCCCUAAGAGUGCUUUAGAGUAAGGUGGUUUCAGGAACAGAAUGUUGAUGCAACAAGAGAAACAACUGAAGCUGAAUAUCUAGAGGUGGGUAGUAACGUGCUACAUUUACUCCAUUACAUUUACUUGAGUACAUUUUUGAGAAAAAAAUGUACUUUUAGAGUAGGUUUAAAAGUGGGUACUUUUACUCUCACUCAAGUAAAAUUCUAAUGAAAUUUUUUUACUUUUACUUCUUUACAAUGGGCGGCAUUCCUGUCAUUACAUUACUGGGUUUAAUUUUAGUUAAUGUGUAAUUUAUUGAGAGAUUUUUGAAUGGGACUUUUACGACAGGAAGUUCACACAGCUGCGUGCGCUGACUCAGACUGUCACUCAAGUCAUCAAUGCUGCAGCAUCAAACUCUUCAAAGUGAAACACUUUCUUCGCUCCACACAGUGAAAAAAAGAAUAGUUUCGUCAUGCAGUGCUUUCAUUUAACACCAAAACAAGUGGAUAUUUCAAGAUUAAAAUCUCAGCUUCAGUUUUAGGCAGCAUGUCGAGGUAAGUUAUUGCUCUAAUGCUAACAAAGGCUUUUCUGUGUAAUGCGAUGGUCAUUUUCAGGGUGGUAAUGUAACUGGGCUCUUAUGACAUCCGUUUUUAAGUGUACAUUUGUAAAUCAGUGCAGCAAUAUAUCAGUGCUCUUUGUCCAAUGUCUCGCAUGUUAUGAGCAGUAUUUACGCAUUUACUGAAAACUAUUGCAGCUACUUCGUGCAGAUUAACUGUAUAAAUCCAUGUAAACAUCCAAGUUAAGUGUAAAUGCCUUUUGCUCUGCCGUUCACGCGAUUGACUACAGGAGCGCGAACAGAGAGCAUUUCUGCGUGUGCACAGCGUGAGGCACGUGCAUGAGAGAUGUGCGGGCACGAGGCAAACGUAUGGUCGAAGAGUGUGGCUGUGUCUGAAAUCGUUCACUCAUUCGCUGUUUCCAAUAUAGUUACUGGCAGUAAGUGUACUACAUCUCAGCAGUGAGUGAACAAAAUAAGUGAGUGAAUUUGGACGUAUACACCGAGUGUCGGAGCUCUGGGGCUGUCGCAGAAACAAUGUCACAUAUAAACUUUUAAAAUACUUGGGCCUUACAUGUUAUUCUUAUUAAAUAAUAUAUUAAUACAAUAAAUCUUCAUUCUGUUUGUCAUUUUUAAUAUAUACUGUAUGUUAAUAUAAAGAGUAAACACAUUUUAAAAUGUAUCUGUAUGUUUUGCCUCUCUAUGUGUUAUGUUUAUUUUAAUCAAGAAAUGAUUUGUCAAAAAGUAAUUUAAUACAUUCAGCAUGAAAUAAAACAUUUCAGGAGUGAAGGAAGCAAUAAACUCCCAGCUGGUACAUCUUCCCCAUGGUGGAUUGUGGGCAAUUAACCAUUGUCGAGUGUACAUCAAAUGUACACUCUAAAUAAGAGUGCAUUGUGGGUAAGAAUGAGUGAACAAAAGUAGGGAAUGAGUGGCUCACUCAGAAUUCAAACACUCCCACAAAAUGGCGGACACUCGAAAUAGUGCACUAUAUAGGGUAUAGGGGGUGGUUUCAGACAUAGAGAGUGUUCCAUGACUGGGGUGGGUGCCCUACCCAGGCUGCGUACUCUGCAUUUAGAGAGCACCAGUACUGCUUUACAGAACUAAUUAUCUAAAUUCUUUUGUCACUGAAAACUGUAACUACACUGAAAUAAGAAUCCACACAGGACUUUAAAAGCUAUGAAAUAGCAAAUGUAGGCAUUAAUAAAGCAUGAUCUUGCUUUGGUUUAUAUUUCAGCAUUAUAUAUAAUGUCCUUGUGGGACAUUUUCAUGUUUUCACCACACAAGAAUGUGAAGGUGAUCUGUUUCUCUGUUUCUCAUCCACACCUAUCAUAUCGCUUCUGAAGAUACUGAUUAAACCACUGGAGUCUUAUGGAUUACUUUUAUGCUGACUUAUGUGAUUUUGUUUAGCUUUAAAAUGUUGCCACCCAUUCACUUGCAUUGUAUGGACCUACAGAGCUGAGAAAUUAUUCUAAAAAUCUUCAUUUGAGUUCAGCAGAUGAAAGAAAGUCAUACAUAUCUGGAAUGGCAUGAGGGUGAGUAAAUAAUGAGCAUUUUCAUUUUUGGGUGAACUAUCCCUUUAAGGGCUAUUGUCAGAUCUGGAUGAAUUUGUCAAUAAGAAGAGAGGUUUGGAAACACUUCUAUUAAUUAUUGCUGGUGAUUCAUAUUCUUCUCUGCCUUUAUGGGCUUUUUGAAGCAUCAAAAUUUUGGCCUACAGAGCUAAAAUAUUAGUCUAAAAAUCUUAAUUUGUGUUCUGCUGAAGAAAGGAAGUCAUACAUAUCUGGGAUGGCAUGAGGGUGAGUAAUUGAUGUGAGAAUUUUCAUUUUUGGGUGAACUAUCCCUUUAAAGUGAGGCCUUAAGGCUCUUUUCCUCUCUAGUUUGGACUACUGCAAUGCUCUUUUAGCCAGCCUUCCUGUAUGCACAAUGAUCGAGAAUGCAACAGCACACAUGGUCUUCAAUGAAACAAAAAGAGUGCAUGACACACCUCUUUAUGUACCAUUCCACUGGCUGCCAGUUGAUACCCGCAUCAAGUUCAGGGCACUUUUGCGUAUAAAACCAAAUCUAUGUUACUUUCAUGUGCCUUGCCUGACCUUCACUUCCCCUGGUACAUACCGUUUUCAUGCUUUCUCAUGGACACAUAAUCUCCUUUUUAAUUAGUGUUUGUCUUUGAAAUAAAAUCCCUUCCCUUUUAAUUACUUUGAUUAGUUACAGACAGCUUGUUAAAAGUAUGAAAGUCUAUCACAAAAUCCAUUUACAAAAACUGAAAUUUGUAUUUUCAAUCAAGACUAAACUCUAGCAGAACAUUUCAAAGUGAUAUAAAAACACUGCACUUACAAAAGUGAUUAAAAAACAUAGUUGAUUAAACAAAUAGGUCAAUGCUGUAGAUGAUACAUUUAAGGUAUAUCAAACAUACAAUAAUGUGACUGGUUAUCCAUACAUGAAUCAAACAGAGCAUGUGAGCGGAGCGGUGAUAAUUCAACCUGAGUGGAGAGCACCAUUUUGAAGAUUCCGCUUCGCUCGCUCAGGCCGCUCAGUGCCACUCGCUCAACCCAGAAUGCGCUUCGUGAUAUGCUGGUUUGGGAACUUGCAAAAUAAGCAAUAGGCCUGAGGGAGUUCAAACAUUGUUUUAGAGACACUGAAAACCUUAUGGCCAACAUAAAUGCAAAGUAUAAAUCAAAGUUAAGAACGAGGAAAUCGAAAGGGAGUGUGUAGAGACUGUGAGAGUUAGCAAAGAUUCCUUUUGAAAUUCAUCACAUUGCCAGAAAGCAUGAGGGUGUGCUACACGAACAUGGUAGUGCAGCAAAAGGUGAGCUAGUAAGAUACACUACUAUUCGAUAUUAAAUUAAUAAA
Messenger RNA from Myxocyprinus asiaticus (Chinese sucker), 6750 nucleotides. RefSeq names its product pigment epithelium-derived factor-like. The transcript is spliced from 10 exons. The record is from RefSeq and is a predicted model, not a curated record. Gene Ontology annotation, biological process: negative regulation of endopeptidase activity; negative regulation of angiogenesis. The coding region runs from base 467 to 1711 and encodes 414 amino acids. Lineage: Eukaryota; Metazoa; Chordata; Actinopteri; Cypriniformes; Catostomidae. Gene Ontology annotation, molecular function: serine-type endopeptidase inhibitor activity.